Spizellomyces punctatus DAOM BR117 is the source of this 1742-nucleotide messenger RNA. RefSeq lists its product as uncharacterized. The transcript has a single exon. The record is from RefSeq and is a predicted model, not a curated record. The coding region runs from base 1274 to 1669 and encodes 131 amino acids. NCBI's taxonomy places the organism in Eukaryota, Fungi, Chytridiomycota, Chytridiomycetes, Spizellomycetales, Spizellomycetaceae.
GAAUAGAGGAGUAUCGAGAUAUGAGGCCAGAAUAACUUGUGCGGAGAGACAUAGAAGAGUAUCGAGAUAGGAGGUCAGUCAAAAUAGCUUGUGCGGAGAGACAUAGAGGAGGAGUCGAGAUAUAUGAGGUCCUUAAGUAACUUGCAUCGAGAGCCGAGGCCGCCGAGAGGUAACUUGAACCCUGAGGACAGGUUAGAAGAAAACGCGGGUGCCCAAAGGCUAUGAGGUCCCCGUGAGGGAGAUACUUAUGAGGUCUGAUGAAUGGGGGGGAAUGGGCGAGAGGGUCCCUUUUUAUAGACCUGGGGAUCGGGAUGGGCCGGGUGAAAAAAAAAACUCCUCGGGAUCCCGGGCCAGGUGGUUCAUAAAAAAACAAGGGGGAGAAUAUUGAGGAAGGUGGUGACUCCGACAGGGCCACGAGAACGUGUCAAACGCGCGUGGAAAAGAAGGAACGCGAGAGUGUUCGCGUGGUUCGGACAUGGCAUUUGGAAUUGGGGGGGAAGAGAAGGACGACGAGGAAGAGAAUUGAGGGGAGGAAGAAGAAUGCUGUUCACAGGCAUCUGUUCAUGAACGCUCAUUGUAAAGAUGGGAAAACAAAAGAACGACAAUACGCAACGCAUCUAUCUGCCUCUGGCGUGAAAAAAAGUCCAGACAGGCAGAACAGCAAACACCUCAAAAGUGUUCACAUACUGCAAAGUGCCUGACGGAAAACACGGCAUAUCUCUGCCUCAAAAGGAAUGGCAGACUCUGCUGCUGUUCUGGGAAAAACACAGACGACACUUUUGGGUGGUAGCCAAACUCAACAGAGACGACCCCCCUCAAAAACAAGACAAAACGCUCAUACAAGACAGCUAUGCAUUCCCCCUACGUAUUUCCCUUGAAGCUGAAAACGACGGUCAAGGCACCUACGAACAAAAGCUUACGGCACUGCUACAAACCCCGUCGCCAAAACACUCAACUACAAGCUAUUUUCCCACGCGAUGGAGCGGACCAAAGCUUUACACGCACUCAAAGAGCAGCUCUAUAAACCGUUUCUGUCAACCUCCUAUUGCCACGUCCCUAUUGUUUCCCACGCACUCAAUACACACACCCAAAGAACAGUUCUUUGAACACUUUCCUUCAACCUCCUACUGCCAACCUUCACGACGGUGGACGUCAACCGUUUCCCUCGCGCACUGUCCACACACACCAAGGGGCAGGUCUAUAAAUCCUUUCCGUCAACCUACUAUUGCCAAGCGUUCGCGACGGUGGACGUCCCCGGUUUCCCACGCGCACAAUGUACGCACCUAAGGAACAGUUGUUUGAACCCUUUAUUGCCAAGGGUUCACGACGGUGGACUUCCCCCGUUUCCCAUGCGCACCCCAAAGAGCAGCUCUAUGAAUCCUUUCUGUCAACCCACUAUUGCCAAUCCUUCACGACGGACAAGACGGGGACACCCGUUUCCCACACAGACGGUCUACAUCCACACAUCACCGAAAUCCAAAACCCACAUUGUCAAGAUUCAAAAAUAGGCACGCUACGCAUUCAAACGUCAUGCGCAAACACAAACUCGUCAAGUGUCCUUUUACUAGCAGUUGAAAGCGUGCCCAUCAAACAGAUCCCAUCAUGCAGGGUUGCAUACCCUUACAAGCACACACGUAAUCCUAUCAAGAAACUUGACACUCCUACAUAAAACUACCUAUCGUCCUCCAUGUAAAAUCCCAUACCUAAUAAAUACCCAAUACACAAACGUAAUAUAAAGCUCG